This is a messenger RNA of Poeciliopsis prolifica (blackstripe livebearer), 2210 nucleotides long. It is a transcript of the gene eri1, whose product is annotated as exoribonuclease 1. Gene Ontology annotation, biological process: exonucleolytic trimming to generate mature 3'-end of 5.8S rRNA from tricistronic rRNA transcript (SSU-rRNA, 5.8S rRNA, LSU-rRNA). Bases 276 to 1295 code for a protein of 339 amino acids. Gene Ontology annotation, cellular component: cytoplasm; nucleolus. The transcript has 7 exons. The record is from RefSeq and is a predicted model, not a curated record. NCBI's taxonomy places the organism in Eukaryota, Metazoa, Chordata, Actinopteri, Cyprinodontiformes, Poeciliidae. Gene Ontology annotation, molecular function: nucleic acid binding; 3'-5'-RNA exonuclease activity.
AGUUCCUUAUCUGUCCAGCCAGAGAAAAUAAAGUUUAACGCAGUGGCGGUGCUUUAGGAGAAACGCUGUUUAUUCGGGAUGUUUUAUUGCUCUUGUUUUCUGUAAAUAUAUACAGUCCAGCUGCUCUGUAAUGACAUUUGCGCGGGUAUUUUAGCUUUAAGGAAGAGUUAACAUUAGUUAAUGUCGCCUGGUACGGCCAUUUUUGUCUGUAAAUCGAGUUUUUGUUUACAUGAAAUUAGCUUGUUUUAACAGUUUCUAUCUUUUGUGACCAUUAAAUGGAUGAACACAAGGAGAACAUUCAAGGAACAAACGCGAAUGUGAAAAUGUCAGAAGAAAAAGAUGAUGAAAAGACGAAACCCUGCAGCAGAAUAUGUCCCAACGACGAAACGGCUCCGGAGACGUCUCAGUCCAACACAGACUUCAGUCACCCGGUUUACAAAGAGAUCGCUCUGGCUAACGGCCACAUCAACCGCAUGUCCAAAGACGAGCUGCGGGUCAAACUGGCGGAGCUGAAGCUCGACACCAGAGGAGUAAAGGACGUGAUGAAGAGGAGGCUGAAGAACCACUACAAGAAGCAGAAGCUGCUGCAGUCAGCGGCGGAGGGAGGGCCCACCGAUACCUACUACGACUACAUCUGCGUGGUGGACUUCGAGGCCACGUGCGAGGAGGAUAAUCCCUCAGACUUCCUGCAUGAGAUCAUCGAGUUCCCCAUGGUCCUCAUCAACACGCACACCUUACAGAUCGUGGACACUUUUCAGGCGUAUGUGAAACCAGAAGUGAACCCGCAGCUAUCCGACUUCUGCGUGAAGCUAACAGGAAUCACACAGGAGACGGUGGAUGGAGCGGAUCCGUUUCCAGAUGUCCUUCGCCGAGUUGUGGAAUGGCUGCAGGAGAGGGAACUCGGGACGAAAUACAAAUACGCCAUGCUGACUGACGGGGCGUGGGACAUGAGCAAGUUCCUCAACAUCCAGUGUCGGAUCAGCCGGAUCCGAUACCCUCAGUUUGCAAAGAAAUGGAUAAAUAUAAGAAAGUCUUACUGCAACUUCUACAAGGUCCCACGCACGCAGACGAAGCUGAGCACCAUGUUGGAAAAGCUCGGCAUGAAAUACGAAGGCCGGCCUCACUGCGGCCUGGACGACUCUCGCAACAUCGCCCGGAUAGCCGUCCGCAUGCUGCAGGACGGCUGCCAGCUGCGCGUCAACGAGCGCAUGCACGGCGGCCAGCUGCUCUCCGUUCCCAGCUCGGCGCCGAUGGAAGGAGCGGCGCCGCCCCGCAACCCCGGCAACAGAGACUAGAGCCAGAAACUUUAAUGAACCAGCCUUAAAACCCGUCUUCACCUGCAUCGCUUACAGAAAGAGAAAAGCACUUUAAUUUGAGCUUAAAGCUGUAAGGAGAGUUUAAUGUUUCAGCUUGUGGAGACUUUGCAUCGAGGAGUUCAGCGAUUUAGGGAGACGAAAAUAAAAUUACAAGAAUAAACUUGUCAGGGAAUAAAGUUGAAAUAAUGGGAGAAUAUUCAUAUUAUGACUUUAUUCUCAUAAUAGUUCAACUUUUUUGUUGAAUUAUUAUGACUUCAUUUUCAAGAAAUGAUUUUAUUCUUAUAUUAUUUUGACUUUUCUCAUAAUAGUAUGACUAUCCUCAAAAAAUGAGUUAUUUUCAUAUUAUUGUGACUUUAUCUUUGAAACAUUACUAUUCUUGUAUUAUGAAUUUAUUCUUGAAAUAUUAUGACUCUUCUCAAAAUACUGACUUUAUUCUCAUUAUUUUGACUCUAUUCUUUUAAUUUUAUUUUGUUUAUUUGUUCUUAGUAAGGCCCAAGUUCUCCGUCGUGGAGGAGGUCUCUCUCUGACGAAAUAUUUUUACAGCAGUUUGUAAAAAUGGGUCAUUCCUGCAGCGUUCUGUAUAGCUGAUGGCUCUAUUUUUUGUUUUCUAUUCCUACAGAAGCAAAUUAAAAUAAAACGAUCAGAAACUGUUCAUAAGCUGUUCUCCCUAAUGUCACGUGCCAUUUAAAUUCAUAACAUCACGUUUUUCCAGGAAAUUGCUUCAUAAAUACAAGAAUUUCACAGAAAUAAUUUAACCAAAUGUCUUGAGCAGCUGGUGAAACGUCUGUCAGUAUUGUCCUUUUGGAGAAUGUGCUUCAUGUUGUCAUGUUAAGAUGUUUUUAUCUCACAGUGCACAAUAUGUUCUGACUGAAUAAAUUUGCAAGGAGGCAAUGA